Messenger RNA from Cordyceps militaris CM01, 390 nucleotides. RefSeq names its product L-PSP endoribonuclease family protein Brt1. Gene Ontology annotation, molecular function: deaminase activity. Gene Ontology annotation, cellular component: cytosol; mitochondrion. The record is from RefSeq and is a predicted model, not a curated record. The coding region runs from base 1 to 390 and encodes 129 amino acids. The transcript is spliced from 3 exons. Lineage: Eukaryota; Fungi; Ascomycota; Sordariomycetes; Hypocreales; Cordycipitaceae.
AUGGCACCAGUCAAGGAAGCUGUCCUCACUGACAAGGCCCCGAAGCCGCUCCCCGGCAUCUACAGCCAGGCCAUCAAGGCCGGCGGCCUGGUCUUUGUCUCUGGCGCCGUCCCCAUGGACCCCGAGACGCUGCAGCUGAUUCCUGGCGACAUUCAGGCUCACACUCACCAAUGCAUCAAGAACCUCAAGGCCAUCCUCGAGGCCGCCGGCACCACAAUCGAAAACGUCGUCAAGGUCAACGUCUUCCUCGCCAGCAUGGACGACUUUGCCAAGAUGAACGAGGUUUACAUGACCUACUGGGGCGACGUCAAGCCCUGCCGCACCUGCGUUGCUGUCAAGACUCUACCCCUCAACACAGAUGUUGAAAUUGAGUGUACCGCUGUUUUGUAA